Williopsis jadinii is the source of this 3840-nucleotide messenger RNA. It is a transcript of the gene IML1, whose product is annotated as GTPase-activating protein IML1. The transcript has a single exon. The record is from RefSeq and is a predicted model, not a curated record. Gene Ontology annotation, cellular component: GATOR1 complex. Lineage: Eukaryota; Fungi; Ascomycota; Saccharomycetes; Phaffomycetales; Wickerhamomycetaceae. Gene Ontology annotation, molecular function: GTPase activator activity. Gene Ontology annotation, biological process: intracellular signal transduction; negative regulation of TORC1 signaling; positive regulation of autophagy. The annotation marks the transcript as partial.
GAGCCGGUUCAGCUGACGGCAUCGCUACACGACGCUCGUGUCUCCAGUGAGACAGUGUGUGUUGACAUUGCUCAAUUCCCCGGGGCGAAGGAGGGUGAUGUUGCUGAGCUGGAAGUGCCCAAUAGUAAGAAGAAGCUGUUGUUCACGGUGAAGCCGUUCAACGAUGAGCUCUCAAGAAGGUCCAAAACUACACAGCUGUCCUUGAUAUCGGGCCCCUUGCAGCACAUGCUGUCGCUGAGCACCAGACAGCAAGUCACUGUGACAUUGAGGGACACUGUUGCUGUUGAGGCAGACCUGGUGGAGUUGAUGAUUAGGGACGUUCACAUGUCGAGGGGAGACAUGUGGGUCCUCUCAUCCACGCUGGUUGGCUCCUGUGUCUAUGCCAAUCAGAAGGUGACCUUUGUGGAGUCGAUCAGGGCCAAUGUCUCAGCUAUCUACAGAAUGGGCAAGAAGGUGUUCUCCGCGUACAUUAGUGAAAACACCAAAUUCGUGUUUCGUUCUGAGUCUGCGAGGUUGGUGUUUCUCAUCCAAAUCACGGAGGAAAUGUACCAUUUCCAGGAAGAUGGUGAGAUCAUGUUCCACAAGAUCGUGAACUCGUUAUUCCCAACAAUCUUCAAAAGGUGGAGAGACGAGGGCACUCAUCAUCUCAUAACAAUUGUCUUUGCAGCCAAUUUGGACUAUUCAGAGAACAGCUGGACUGAGCUCAAAGAAGGACAAAGACCGACAAAUACUCGAGACUUCUACAGAGUUGUUGUUGACCAGGUGAAUAUCGUCCACUGGAACGAAAUCAUGAUCUCGCUUCGUUAUGAAUUUGUCAAUUUCAGAAAGGAUAUCAUGAGGCAUCAGCUCAAAACAGGUGAGAAGCCUUCGCAUAGGUUCCUUCCAACGAUAAAGUCCGACAUACUGAACACAAUAAACCUAUCAACAACACUCGUUGUUGACAGGUUUAGUGACCCGGAUUUGAGACAUACAACAACUCAUUUCAUUGUCAUCUCUGCUGGUAACGGACUGUUCGAUGUUCAAUACGAUGAUCUCUUAGAUACGGGUAAAAGGCUCCUGAACUCUGAGCUCUCCGUUGACAUCAUAUGUCUCGCACAACCACCACUACACGUUUCGCCUCUGUUUAGAUAUAGAGAUAGGAUCGGUGCACUCCAUCAUUGUGUUCCCGGGUGGAUUGAUGCCUCAUAUUGGAGUGAAGAACACUCCAGACAACUCCAGUGGCAUCCUCGCUGUAAGAUCUACGAACUACAAAUGAUGGGUGUGAUGGAGAAUGAAUUGAGUGCUGUCAGUGUGGAACAAUUGAACCUUGAUCCUCUGUCUUCCGUAUCUGAGAUGAUGGAUGAUUACGACAAGGGUGUUUUCAGUGCAGAUGUCUCAAGAGAAGCCCACAAACAACUAUUGUUCUCAGCAGUGACGCCUCAUCGUCCCACGAAGAAGAAGAGCAGUCUAUUGUGGAAGGUCUCUACAAACUCCCCUGUGGCUGAAGCUGAUGUUACAACAACAGAACCGGUGUUCACGCUUCCUGAAAGUGCUAUAUCGUCACUGAGACAAUUGAGCUCUACCUCUAAUGAUCGCUCAUUCAUAUCAAGGAAAUCUAGUGACGCACAAUCAACCACUUCUUCAACAUCCACAGGUGUGGUAUCUAGGCCUACUGUUUCACGUGCAAAGACUUCAAGAUUGCUGGCAUCCACAACCCCAACCCAGAGAGAGAAAAUCACAUCGGUAGACUCUCUCAAGUCUGUCAUGUGGACUGAAAUCGAUAACCCUUCGAAGCAACUAUCCAAAGAUCAGUUGAAGUCAUUGAGUGUUGGUAAAUGGCAAGAUGUCUUCCCAAAAUUGGUCAAGAGAAGGUCUAUCAAAUGGAGAUCACUUUCAUCGCCUUCAGAAUUGCCAAUCACGACACCGUUGUUUCCUACAUUGGAUGACUUUGAAACAAAUUUCUCUUUCCAAACACACAACGUAUCUCUGAGUGCUGAACAUGAGAGAUAUAUGACCAUGUCGGAUCUGAUGAGAGAAAUGAUAUACUUGAGGCUGAUGCUGGGAUUCCAGGUGUGUUAUGGGCAUAACGUGGAGAAAGUGGAAAGCAAGACUCAAACUGAAGGAAGUAGUUCCACAUUGCUCAAGUACAUAGAGCCAGGACAGAAUAUCGUGGGUUCGAAAAUUGUAAUGUCAAUGGACGAGGAAAUACACCGAAUCUCUUGUGAUUACGAUGGGUACAUCACCGUGCAAAGAUAUACCAGGAAGCACUUAGAAGACUUUUUCAUCAAUGGUUUCAACAGGGUGAUGAUCAAAACAAGAUAUCAAAACAAUUUCCAUCCUUACGAUCCUGAUCCUAUGGUUGUUAAGCCAAGAACAUUCAAGUGGAACCUCUUUGAUCAAAGAUUGGCAGGCUUUGAAGAAGAUGAAGAGGCUGGUAGGUUCAAAAAGUGCCUGAACAGGAUCAAAUUUGUUCUUCUACCUGCGGACUUACCAAAGAGUACCUAUUUAACCUCAAAUGACAAACAAGACCAGUUAACACCAGAGGAAACACGUGUUGAAGGUCUUCGUCGUUUGAUUACUGCUCUACACCGUGGAACCUUUUCACCCGAUGGUCGUUCCAAGAAGUCCCGUAAAGAAGAAAUUUUCCCUGAGAUCAACUUCUAUACCGGUGAUCUAAUCACAUUCCUAAGCGAACAAGGGGAUGAAGAGACCGUUAAACUUGGUGGCAGAGAUACAACUACGAAUAAUGAGAUUACUAAAAAUAUCACACUUGAUGACCUCUCAAAGAUACUUCAGGGUCCUAGUGGAGUGAAACUUAUUGAUCGUAAGUGGCACUGGAAAGUCCAUAAAAAGUGUUUCAGAGGUGUUGAACUUGUCAAUUGGCUUUUGGAUAACUUUGAUGAUAUCACUACAAGGGAUGAGGCAGUUGCGUAUGGCAAUGAACUGAUGCAAGAGGGGCUUUUCGUCCAUGUUGAGAACCGUCACAAGUUUUUAGAUGGCCACUACUUUUACCGUAUUUCUUACGAGAGUAAGGGACCAGACGAAGGUGAAGUGAAUCCAAGUAAUAGUUCACUUGAUUCUAAAAGGACCCCAACCAUUCAUCCCGAAGCAACUCGCGAAGGCACUGAUUCACCUUCUAAGAAGAAGAAGAAAAGAUUUGUCCUCAGUCGUUCUUUGAAGUACGACCUUGACCCUUCAAGAAUCUCCUAUAGAAGAGAAGUCAUGACAGUCCACUACGAUACUGUUCAUAAUCCAAACCACUGCUUCCACAUUCGACUGGAAUGGCUAACAACCACGCCAAAGCUUAUUGAAGAUACUGUUAAUGGCUGGUUAAGGAUGUGUGAACGUUAUGGUUUAAAACUCGUGGAAACACCAUGGGGAGAGCUUCGUGAACUGCCUCACAUUAACCCAUUCCAUUCAUUUGUGGAGAUCAGACUUGCCAUAAAUCCAUGGGAAGACCCUGAGUUUGCAGACCUUGAGAUCUUGAAGAAGCAGAAAUUCUACUACCACAUCUAUCUCCUGGAGCAUUCCGGCUUCCUCAUGGAUAACAGGGCAUCCAUGUUCUUCAUCAACGAGGAUGACACGUUAGAAGUGCUCUAUUCAUGGGGUAAACCAGUCUUCAAAUAUGCUCAGUACAUUCAUAAGACUGGAGCGUAUAUGGCUGAGAUCCGGGACGAUGGUGAUCUUGUGCUUGCACCUAACAACACCCAUAUCGCACGUGUCAACGUUGGCAACGUUUCAUCUCAACAGCAACCUCCAAACUUUGUGCUGGACUCUCAAAAGAUCAUGCUUGCCUUCAGGGCCACUUGUUUCGAUGCCAAACAAUUACGAAAGAUAUUCUUGAAGGCGAAACUGAACUGG